This is a messenger RNA of Drosophila montana, 4209 nucleotides long. RefSeq names its product Signal transducer and transcription activator Stat92E (gene Stat92E). The record is from RefSeq and is a predicted model, not a curated record. The coding region runs from base 389 to 2935 and encodes 848 amino acids. Gene Ontology annotation, biological process: regulation of transcription by RNA polymerase II; cell surface receptor signaling pathway via JAK-STAT; regulation of cell population proliferation. Gene Ontology annotation, molecular function: DNA-binding transcription factor activity, RNA polymerase II-specific; RNA polymerase II cis-regulatory region sequence-specific DNA binding. Lineage: Eukaryota; Metazoa; Arthropoda; Insecta; Diptera; Drosophilidae. The transcript has 9 exons.
UUUUUCUAUCCAUAAGCAUUCAUAUCUAACCUUCCGUUUGUGCGUGUGCAUUUUAUGGACGAAUCCAACUUCCAAUUCGCUUGUGGAAGUCAGCAGCUGGACCUUGGCCAGGUCAUCGGCGCCGUCACCACCAAGCAGCCAGAGAGCCAAGCAAAAAUGCAUUAAAAAAAAAAGAAAUCAAUAAAAAACCAAACUGCAUGAAAAAUAAACCAAAAUAAGACAAUAAAAAUUAAUAAAACAAACACAGAAUCAUAUAUCCAAACACUCUGGGCCAAAAAGCACAUACUGUCAGCAGUGUCCCUGUCAUUGCAUCCUGGUUGCAGCAUAUGCAACAGCUGCAUCGCUCACGCUAACAUCCCAUACAUAUUCAUCCAAGCCAAUAAACCAUAUGAGCAGCAUGAGUCUGUGGAAGCGCAUCUCGAGCCAUGCCGACUGCGAGCAGCGCAUGGCGGCUUACUACAAUAAGAAGGGUCUGUACGACCUGCGCCUCUGCUUGGCGCCCUGGAUCGAAGACAGAAUAAUGUCCGAGCAGAUAACGCCAAAUUCAACAAAUCAAUUAGAACGUGUGGCGAUCAAGUUUAUCGAGGAUCUGCAGCAAAAACUUUUAUCGACACGUGCCAGCGAUCAGGUGCUGAAGUAUCGCCUGGUGGAGCUCUGUGCGCUUAUCCAACGCACACCGGCACUUGAGCUUUAUACGCAUUUGCGCAGCGGCCUGCAAAAGGAAUUGCAGCUAGCCGCCGAGAAGAGUGUUGCCGUUGCCGCCGCGGGCCAAUCGAUGCCGCUGAACACCUAUAAUAUGAACAAUGCAGUAGCCGCUGCCGCCGCUGUCGUUGGCAUGAACGGUGGUUAUGUUGAUGCUAGUGAAUUGUUAGGCGUUGCUGGAUCAUCCCCAGUUGCUGCUGGUAUGUCAACCGGCAUUAUGAAUAAUAUGGGUGAAAAUGCAACGGCCGGCGGCCCUAUGGUCACACCCAAGGUAGAACUAUACGAGGUACAUCAUCAGAUUAUGCACAGCUUGAAUGAAUUCUCCAGAUGCACCGAAAGUCUCAAAGUUUUGGUGCAAAGCUAUCGAUAUAUGCUGAACGCGCCCAAUUCACCCGAUGCUGAGACACUGUUCAAGCGUUUAAUUGAGGAGAAAAACUCAUUCGUGGCCAGGCUGCGACGCAGCUUUUUGUACUAUGAGUCGCUGCAGGACAUGGUCAUUACGGAGCUAAAGAAUUGGCGACGCCAACAGGCCCUCGCCGGCAAUGGGGCACAUUUUAGCGAGAAUAUGCUGGAUGAUAUACAACGUUGCUUUGAGAUGUUGGAAUCGUUUGUCAUUCAUCUGCUGUCCGCUGUAAAAGAGACGAUUUGUGUGCGGCUUAUGAACGAUGAUCCAGAACUUAAUUGUAUGCUAGAGCAAGUUCAGGUGGCACAAAAGAAUUUAGUGUGCUCCGCUUUUAUUGUGGAUAAACAGCCGCCGCAGGUGAUGAAGACAAAUACACGCUUUGCGGCCUCAGUGCGUUGGCUGCUCGGCUCCCAGCUAGGCAUACAAAUGAAUCCGCCCACAGUCGAGUGUAUUAUAAUGUCAGAGUUGCAGGCUCAGCGUUUUGUGACCCGUGGCACACACAUGGAUGUGACCCAUAGCAGCCUGGCUGGACAAUCGUCGGGCGAGAUACAAAACUGCUCCAGCACCAUGGAGUAUCAGGAGAGCAAUCAUGUAUUCUCCGCCAGCUUUAGAAAUAUGCAGCUGAAGAAGAUCAAGCGCGCCGAGAAGAAGGGCACCGAGAGCGUCAUGGAUGAGAAAUUUGCAUUGUUCUUCUAUGCCACCACAACAGUAAAUGAUUAUCAGAUUCGCGUCUGGACACUGUCGCUGCCUGUGGUGGUCAUUGUCCAUGGCAAUCAAGAGCCGCAAUCUUGGGCCACCAUUACCUGGGACAAUGCAUUCGCAGAUAUUGUUCGUGAUCCGUUUGUGGUCACUGAUCGUGUCACCUGGUGUCAACUGUCUGUAGCACUCAAUACCAAAUUUGGCUCCUGCACACAACGCGCCCUGACCUCGGAGAAUUUGGAGUUUCUAUUCGAGAAGCUGCAGCGUGACAAUAUUGCCGGCGAGCGCAAUGAGUAUAUUUCCUGGAAUCAAUUUUGUAAGGAACCGUUGCCGGAUCGCACGUUCACCUUCUGGGAAUGGUUCUUUGCCAUUAUGAAACUGACCAAAGACCAUUUGCUAUCCAUGUGGAAAGCCGGUCGCAUUACGGGCUUCAUCAACAAGGCAAAGGCACACGAUGAUCUCUUGCGGGCCGUGACUGGCAUCGGCACCUUUUUGUUGCGCUUCUCUGACAGCGAGUUGGGUGGUGUUACCAUUGCCUAUGUGAAUGAAUGUGGCUCAGUGACAAUGUUAUCACCUUGGACUGCACGCGAUUUCCAAAUACUCAAUCUGGCCGAUCGCAUUCGCGAUCUGGAAAUGCUGCGUUGUCUGCAUCCGACCGACAUCAACGUACAACCGUUGGACCGCGAUCUCGCUUUUGGCGACUUUUAUACACAGCGUACUGAACCAACGCCCCGUGUCGAUGGAUAUGUGCCAAGCACGAUACGCGUGCAGGUGCGUACCACUGGGGAUACAGGCUCCAUAAGUGGCACGCCCCAUCACCCAAUGCAGUCACCGCCGCAGGAUAGCAUGUCGAUGGGAAAUUAUUCUCCACCUAGUGGCAUCAUGUUUUAUAAUCCAUCGAGCGUCGCAACCACAUCCUAUAACAGGGAUGAUUCUGAUUCAGAUGAUAGCUCUGUGGCGCGUGAGCUCGAGAAUUAUGUCAUCAAUACAGCACCAGACGAUCCCAUAUUGGGUCAGAUAAGUCACACCAUAUUUAAUGUGUGCGCCAAUGGGCAUGAAGCACAGUGGAUGAUGCCCACUAAAUCAGCAUAUGCCGUUCCAUCGCCCUAUAAUCAAACGGUCCAAUAUUAAAACACGAAAUCGAAUUGAGGGCUAGUUUGGGUUGUGCCUCUUACCGAAAGUGGUAAUGAUUUUCCCAUGGCGGACUUUGAGACGAUGCAGAACUUUGAUGUAUAUAAUAGGCUAUAAGCCUAUUCAAAGCAUACAUACAUUUUUAUAUAUAUGCAAAAACAAAAUUUAUAUAAAAAUGCGAAAAUGUAUAAUUAAAUCGCGUAAACAAAAGAAUCCUAUAUAUGUUUGCAAGAAUUUGCUGCUUUUAACGACGUCCAUUAGAUGUUUACUGUAACCAACCAAACUUCCCACAAUUCACAACGAAUCGGACACUUCGACAUUAAAUUAUAAAACUGUUUUACCUAAAUGUAAUUUUACACAUUUGGAAUGCAUCAUUGUGGCAUGUGUUUUAUUUUUGCAUUUGUGAAAACGCCAAAAACGAAUCAACAAAACGACAAGAGCAAUGCAUGCAAAUUGCAGCACUUCAACACACACACACACAGACACCCACACAAAACCACUCACACAGAUCCAGGUCAUUAAAUUUUAAUAAUUUUUAUGCUUAUAGAUUUUCUAUUUUGGUUUAAAUAACAGAUUGUGGCAUGCAAGAUUUGGCAUGUGUGUGUAAUACGUGCUUAGACACGACUUGGUCAAUUUUGUCAAAUGUCUGUAUUUAAAUGAAUUAAUUUUAAGUGCUUAAGUUGAGCAGUUACUUGGAUUUAGUUAAGUUUUUUUUAUGUAACUACGGAUAUUUGUUGAAUCUAAAUUUGUGAGUUUUAUUUUUAAUUUUAAAUUUAUUUUAAGUUAUUUAGCUGGGACACAAAUGUACUUCAAUUGUGCUCAUUUUAGUUAUACAUUAUGUACGUACGUAUAUAUUUAUAUAUCUAUAUAUAUAUAUAUAUAUAUAUCUGUCUAUAUAUGAAUUGCUUUAUGUAUAAACCCCUUUCAUUGGCUUCCAUGUUGCAAAUGCAAACUUUCAAUUGAUGUAGUAUAUUUGAUAUGAUUUGAGUUAGGAAAAAAGUGUGCAUUGCAUUAAAAAUGCGUUAAAAAAGUAACUACUGCUUCUGUCGUCCACACCAAGGAAACAAAAGCACAAGAGGAUAAACAAAAGUGAGAUGAUGAUGAUGAUGGAGGAGCAGGAGGAGGAUGAUAAAAAUGAAAUGAUAACUAUUUUUUUGUGUAAACAACUAAGCUUUCAUUGUGAACUGUAAGAAUUUUAUAAUACUUUUAAGUAAUCCAACUUAAUCAAUAAAUAUAUACAUACUAUAUAUAUAUAUCUAUAUAUAUACACAAAA